Molecule: messenger RNA, 1206 nt
Organism: Corylus avellana
Lineage: Eukaryota; Viridiplantae; Streptophyta; Magnoliopsida; Fagales; Betulaceae
Product: putative glycosyltransferase At5g03795
Molecular function (GO): glycosyltransferase activity
Source: RefSeq, a predicted model, not a curated record
AUGUACAGGAACCACCGUGCCAUUCCUUCACAGGCGCCACACAAACUAUGUAUCCGCGUCGGGAACAUCCUCCUCCUAACGCUCAUCCUCAUCGUCGCUUACCGCUAUAUAUUCCGGAGGCCAGUUUCCAAAGCUGUCGUCCCCAAGGUGCUUCACUUUCCAAAUAUCAGUUUCGAGCAGGACUACGAGCGAAUGGAGAGGGAAUUGAAGGUCUACGUAUACCGGGACAGAGACCCCGGCAUUUACUUUCUUCGACAGCCAAGGAAGGUGACGGGGAUUUACGGCAGCGAGGCCUACUUCUUCAAGAAUAUCAGGGAGAGUAGCUUCAUCACCAUUGAUCCUCUUCAGGCUCACCUCUUCUUUAUUCCCAUUUCUUGGCAUCAAAUGCGCAGCCUGGGAACACCAUAUCACAAGAUGACCUUUACAAUUGAGAAUUAUGUCCAGAGCCUAAUCUCAAUGUACCCCUAUUGGAACCGAACUCAAGGUGCUGAUCACUUCUUUGUAAUAUGCCAUCACAUUGGUGUGGAGGUUAUUGAAGGAGUUCCAUUGCUUAAAAAGAAUUCAAUUCGACUUGUGUGUCCUGUCAGCUAUGAUACUCAUUAUAUUCCAUACAAGGAUAUCUCCUUCCCUCAAGUGAAUCAAUCAACAUUUUCUCAUCCAGCUUCAAGAAAUAACAUGCUUAAUAGGACAAAGACUGAUCCCUGGGCAGACAUUCCCAACUCUAAAAUAAGAGCGCGUAUGGAAUAUCUGUGGAGGGAAGAAGACACUGAGCUUGACUCUAAACGUGUGUGGAAUGAUACUGCUGAAGGGUAUCUGCUAUUAUAUGACAAACUUUUUGGGACAAAGUUCUGCAUAUGCCCUCAUGGAUUCCCAGUCAAUACUGCCCUAAUAGCAGACUCCAUCCGUUAUGAAUGUGUUCCUGUUAUCUAUACAAACUACACGGAUUUCCCAUUCAAUGGUAUUCUUGAUUGGAAUAAUUUUUCAAUAAAACUGAACGAGGAUGAUCUAAUUUUUGUUAAGGACAUUCUUCAGGGCAUACGAGAAGCACAAUUCACCAGAUUGCAAAACAACUUACACAAGGCCGAGAAGCACUUCCAAUGGAACUCACCUCCAAUCAGCUAUGAUGCAUUCCACAUGAUCAUGUACGAACUCUGGCUGCGUGUCAUUUUCUAAGUGGCUCCAAGUUUUAGGAACCUUUUUUUUUUU